Molecule: messenger RNA, 896 nt
Organism: Monomorium pharaonis (pharaoh ant)
Lineage: Eukaryota; Metazoa; Arthropoda; Insecta; Hymenoptera; Formicidae
Product: ARL14 effector protein
Exons: 5
Coding region: 161-595 (144 amino acids)
Cellular component (GO): intracellular membrane-bounded organelle
Source: RefSeq, a predicted model, not a curated record
GAAGUGUCUCGGCGAUUGGGAGGACAGUAUUUUCAUGCUCACCGUGACUGAAAUUCGUGCUAGAGCUCUUGCAGUAGCCACAGAAUUGCAGAACUAGAUGCAACACUCGUCACGCGUCGACUCCGUUGGUACCUGACUUCAGUUCUCCAUAGAGGAUAUCAUGCCGUCAACCGACAAUCGAAGGAUGGAAAGCUUCGGCGAAAGUUCGUCGAAUCAACAGGGACCUGCACGUGGCGAGAGAAGGAGUCGGGGCUCAAGACAGAAGGCUGUGGAUAACUUGAGCAAGAAGUUUCUGAGGAACUUUGAUCCAGAGCAUAGCGAGCGAGAGAAACGCAAAUUGUAUCGUCGAUUGUAUCAGAGCUAUAGGAAGCAUCUGUACAAUGACGUAGGCAUUUUUAUACGAACAUCGGAUGAUCUCUGCGAUUGCUUGAGCCUAGAUUGUCCUGGAUGCCACAUUCCUUGUCCUAAGUGCUCGUCUCCAAAAUGCGCCCAUGAUUGCAGGAAUAAUCGCAAAUGGACUUAUGACAGUGUUCAGUGCGAAGGGAUGGAUCUAAUAAAAAAAAAUCCACUGCUGAAAGAUGCUGAAACAAAGUAAAAACACAAAACAUGCAAAUGUAUAUCUAAUGAGUCUUUUAGUGCGUCGUGACGUACGAAUUAUUUGAGCGAACAAUUAUCCUGUACGGAGUGCAAAAUGUACUUUCGCCAGAUGCAAUUUCUAAGGUUGAAAUUGUGCGCAGAGCCUAAUGAUCUUGGCGCCAUAGCAAAUCAAGUUCGCCGAAAUUUACGACGUUCUCCGUAGUGUUGGGGAAAAUAGUUAAUUGAAAGAGAAAAUAGAAAUAUUUCUAAAAAGUAUAUCUAUAAAAAAAUACUUGAAAUAAAUAUUUUAUGUGAUAUAU